Molecule: messenger RNA, 3776 nt
Organism: Poecilia reticulata (guppy)
Lineage: Eukaryota; Metazoa; Chordata; Actinopteri; Cyprinodontiformes; Poeciliidae
Gene: atxn1b
Product: ataxin 1b
Biological process (GO): negative regulation of transcription by RNA polymerase II; nervous system development
Cellular component (GO): nucleus
Molecular function (GO): protein binding; RNA binding
Source: RefSeq, a predicted model, not a curated record
CAGAGAGCAGGAGACAGAAAAGCAACUAGGCAGAGAGAGGGAGCUGGCGGACUGGUGGCCUUGCAUAACACUCAGUGGAGCAGCCUUUCACGCAGGUCUUGGUGGGGUCUGCAGCACUGGGGAACUUCCUUUUACCACUGGCCCUCGUUGCAAAGGGCAGGUAAGCCUGCGAACCGGAAUCCACAGAGACAGCUGCACAAAGGACAGAAUCAGGAAGAAGAAUCCUGGGAUACUUAGACACAAACUGACACUGACAGGAAGAAUCAUUGGACAUGAUCUGCAGGCAGUGGCUGUGGACAGACUGAUUUUUGUCAACAUUGUGGAAGAGGCGGAUUGGUCAAACAUGAUUCCUCAUGAAGUUUGUGGGGCUCAUUUUUUGAGCUGGAACGACUCCAUCUUCUCUUGUGCGGCAGCUGGAGUUCUCCAUCAGUGAACACAACGAGUCAAAGCCAAAGAGAGCACACGGAGGGCUCUAAACAAUACCACAGAGAAAAUAUUCUCAAAGGUACAGAGAAGUAGUACAAAGGAGCUUUAAAACAUCUUGGGCACAAUGAAAGCCAAUCAAGAGCGGAGCAAUGGAUGCCUGCCUCCUAAGAAGCGUGAGAUCCUGGCUCUGGAGCAGAGGCCAGUUGUAGUAGCUGCAACUACACCUCCUGUUGCAGUACCCACUGACAGUCCCCACACAGAAAACCUGGCCUGGCUUGCAAGUGUGGCCAGUGAACGCUGCAAGUCCAGAGAGACAGAAAGUCCAAGAUGUCCUGUUCCCUCAACAUCUUCUUCUUCUCCUACCACGUCGAUCCCUUCCCCAGCAACUACCCUUUCUGCGGUGCCCUUGGCCUCUCUGCCUGCAGUUUAUCCAGCAGCCCUUCCCCAACAGGCUGGAACAAUCCAGUUUACCCAGCUGGGACCCAAUGUGCAAUUCAUCAGCUCUGGGCCCUAUGCUGGGUACAUCUCCUCCCAUAUCAUUCCAACUAAUGCUACUUCUGCACCUAAUAGCUCUGCAUUAGUAGGACAGCGCACCCAGAUAGAUGGUUACACCACUGCCCUUAUAUCACCCAGCACCAAAGGGGAGCAGCAGUUUCAAAUUGGACUCUCCCCUUCAGAGUUGGCUCCUGUCACACUUCCAAGUUCUCCCCAAGUAACCAAUCAGUACAUCCAUCUGGACAAUAGAACACCUUUGACUGUGAGUGGAAACGCAGUCGCAUCACCUGUGGCUCACCUUCAGCUCCACCCUCAUGCAACUGUGCUCCCACAAACGCUUACACUUGCCCCAUCACAGCUUGUGGUUCAGUAUGCAGAUGGUUCAGCUGGAAAGAAACCUGAAGGCCAUGCUAAGAGUGUGCUGAAUGGGGAAGUGGAAGUGGUCAAACAAGCCAAAGUCUCUGGGGCCAACCAUCAGCCUGUCCAGAGCUAUGAGACCAGACAUAUCCUCCUACCUGCUGACUAUGGCCAAAACCCUGCAGGACUGCAGACGUCUUUGGUGCUUGUCGCCCAGCCAAACCAUGGAGUGGAACAUGAUGCUGGCUCAAAUAAAAUUUCCCUGGUCCAGACUGAGAAAGGAAGCAUUUGUUUAGGGAAGCCUGUAUCCAGAGCUUCUUCGUUCACUUCACUUUCUUCCUCAGAUGUCGUCAAGUCGGUUCCUCAUACUGUCAUCCAAACCAGUCUGCCUCCUGAAGAACUGCCAGCCAGUCUCUACUCCUCCACACAGCCUCCCAUCAUUGGCUACAUCACCAGUGCAAACCAGCAUACUGUCAGCUACCAUGCAGCACUGCCACAGCACCUGGUCAUCCCAAGUGGCCAGUCCCUUCUCAUACCAGUCAGCAGUGCCAACAAUGGCACAGAAAUAGAGGUCAGUCGCACUGUCAGUGCCAUUACUGCCACUACCCCUCAAAUCUCCACCGCCAUGCCACAUGCCUACCUGGCCACAGCUCUAUCUAAAUGUGAAGCUCUUGGCCCAGAUGGAAAUCAACAGCCCUCUGCCCCACCACAGGCUGCUGCCUUGCCUGCAUUGCCCUCAAACCCAGCUCCCGCAGUGGUGGCUGCUCCAUCCCAAGCUCCCACUCCUGCUCCCACUCCUUCUCCCUCCUCUGUCCAAGCCUCUCCCUCUGUCUCUUCCCCAUCUUCUCCUGUAGCCCUCCCUCCUUUCUUUAUGCGAGGCUCUAUCAUCCAGCUGGCUGAUGGGGAGCUAAAGCGUGUGGAGGACCUCAAAACAGAAGACUUCAUCCAGAGUGCUGAGAUCAGCAGUGAGCUGAAGAUUGACUCCAGCACUGUGGAGCGCAUAGACUGUGGACAAAGUCCCAAUGCAGUGCUCAUUCAGUUUUCUGUGGGGGAGCUCAAAGCCCAGGUGUGCGUAGAGGUGCUGGUGGAGUAUCCGUUCUUUGUUUUUGGUCAGGGCUGGUCAUCUUGCUGUCCUGACCGGACCACGCAACUGUUUGAGUUGUCAUGUGCCAAGCUGUGUGUCGGUGACGUGUGUGUGUCACUGACCCUCCGCAGUUUGAGGAAUGGUUCACUGACAGAUAGUCAAGCAUUGGGGACCAAGCUGAAGAUGGGUUCACUCUCUGACCUGUCCCACUGCAUGGAUCCUACCGUGACGAACAGUAUCAAUCCCAACCCUCCUGGCAGUAAUGGUAGUCUUCUCAUGAAGGCUUCCACUGCCAACAGGAUGGAGAAACUUCAUGUUUCUGGACUUGGAGCAGGACAAACCGGUGGGCUCGUGACAUCACCGUCUCCAGAACAGGCAGAGGGGAUGUUCAGAGGUGGACCAAUCCUGGCAGGCUCUGGGGGGGCAGAAGUAAGACAGGAACCACUGAAAACAGACAUAUCUGCCCUCUGUUCUGAUCCAGAGAGACCUUUUGUUCGCAAGAGACGCUGGUCAGCUCCAGAGCGAGACCAGACUGAGAAAGCUGAAGAAGAGCCACCUGUGACUCUGCCCAAGCCCUCCUUUCUACCCCAGGAAGUCAAAAUCAGCAUAGAGGGCCACUCAAGCGCUGGGGGCGAAAGAUUCCUCAAGAAAAGAGCUGACUGUUAAGAGAAUUUUAAAAUACCUAUUGUCAGCUUUGUGUUUAGCUUCUCUUUCUUUUCACUCAAUCAUGACUACUGUAAUAUAGCCUGAGAUUUUGCAGGAUAUACAUGUUUUCUUUCACACAAGGAAGAAGUAACGUAGAGCACCUUGACAAGUGGUAACACACAAGAUCAGUGCAAUCAAUGCUGAAAGCAACAAUGAAUGCAAAGUGAAUGUUGAUCAUGAAAGGCGGACGUCUGUUAUAAGAGGGAUUUAUGUGGGACUAGAAUGAUUUUUCUAUUAACACAAUGAAGCACAGACACUGUUGACAUUUUUGAAGAAGUGUGUGAGUGGAAGGUUGAGUAAGAGACAUUUGGUGUUUUAAGGACGAUGAUUAAUUGGGUUGACUGAGAGCUUUUCUGUCUCAUUGGUCUGAUUUGACUUUUGUACUAUCAUCUAUAACUUUCACACCAUCAUGACUGCCUGAGCUGUAGUUAGAGGCCUUGUUCCUCUGUGCGAAUGUUUGUGUUUGGUUGUUGGUGUGUAUGUACUGUUUUUUUUUUUUUGUUUUUUUUUUUUGCUGUGGCUGUCAAAUGGAGCAGAGAAUAUGAGGCGAUAUUGUUAGCUGCGAACUCGAUCCAAGUCGUGGAAAUGAUGACUAAGAAGGCUUGAAUGUAAUAAUUCCCUUGAUAAUGACUCAACAAGUCAUGCAUGUGCUGUUUGUUACCAGCCUGAUGUGUAAAAUGAGAAUGUGGCUAAGAGUCUGAUGCAAUGC